UCUCUCUCUCCGGACUUUGAUGCACAUCUUUCCAAUGAUUGGAAAUUGUUGGCAGCCAACUGAUAACAAGAGACCCACAGAGAUGUAGAGAGAGAGAGAGAGAGAGAUUGUAAACUUAUCCUGUCCUGUAAUGCCUCCUCUGUACCCCCCUAAGUCCCGCCCAUUUUCUCUCAUCCACAUUUUGAUUGGUCAGGCUGCCAGCAACAGUCUGCUCUCCAUCUCCUGUGCUCCCCCUCCUCUCUGUUUUCCUCCCUCUCUCUCCUGCGCUCUCUGCAGCUUGUCAGUGAAUGAGUCCAGUCAGACACAAGCUGUUAAACAGCACAGCCUCUCUCCCUCCCUCCCUCUCUCUCUCUCUCUCUCUGUCCUUUCCGUCUCAGGAGCAGACAGUCAGCGGAGCGUCGGCCACUGGGGCGACACAGGACUGACGGAGGAAAGCAGCAAACGUCGCUCACAGCACCACAACACUGACAACAUCUCCAGCAGAACGUUAACUGCAGUACAGUUCAAGUGAAAGCAGAAGCAACAGAUUGCCCCCAGGUGAGACUGUCGCUGCGACUGAUGCUCUCCCGGGUGAUCUGGGCUUGAAACGAAGAAGAUUUGCAGCAGCUCCUGCAGCUGACGCCUCCCGGGGUUUUAAAGUCAGUUUCCCUGUGUGAAAGAAAGAGAAGCUUUUGCUCUGUCAAAGCAAGAAGGAUUGAGAAAGCUGAGCAACAGAAACCAAAAGCUUUGAUUCAUUUGGAAAGCAACACGUUUCAAGCUGGGCGUCAACAUCACCUUCAUCGCCAGUGUCUCCACUCAGCUUCCUUCUACCACCGGGAUCUGAUGCAGACCAGGCGUCCGAAUGAAUUCAGGAGCAGCAGGAGGAUGACAUGUUGACAUGCAGAGUUCAGGGAGUUUUGCUGUGAAACAAACUGAGUAACAUCAGGUUUAAUCAGCGUAAAGCAGUCUGAUAAGACCCUCAAGCAGACCACAGUAAGUCCGUCAGACUCUCAGCUGGACGUCUGUGGACAAAAAAGGGAUGAAAAGGAGGAUGCACACCAGCUCCAGCCUGACAGAAGAGAUAAAACAAGAAUCCAAAAUCUAGAGCAGCAAUGACAGGAGGAGAGGGAUCUGCUGCGCACAGCCACAGAUUGAUGUCCACUUGAACAAAAACAUUAAACAACGAGAUCAUUCAUUAGAAGACUUAAUCUCAUCAGCAGUGAGCAGCCGACAGAGAUAUCUUACUUCACGAGGAUGAGGUUGCACCACAGGAGUCAUUUGCUCUAACAUCAGAAUCUUUCUUCAACUUCUGCUGCCACUUGUCGCGAGUGGAUCUGCCGUGGGGGGCAGCUGACAGCCAUCCAAGACGCCGCGAGCCGUACUCCGCGUGAAGAAUGCCCAGCCGCGCUUGGCCAAGCCGGCCGACCCGGGCCCGACGGCGGGCCUCUACAUGGAGAGAUCGCAGAGCCGCAUCAGCCUGUCGGCGUCCUUCGAGGCCCUCGCCAUCUACUUCCCCUGCAUGAACUCCUUUGAUGAAGACGACGGGGUGGAUACAGAGGGCAGGAAGCUGAAGGGGGGCAUUCAGAGGAGCACAGAGACGGGUCUGGCUGUCGAGAUGCCCAGUCGGACCGUCCGCCAGGCCAGCCACGAGUCCAUAGAGGACAGCAUGAACAGCUACGGCUCCGAGGGCAACCUGAACUACAGCGGCAUGUGUCUGGCAUCGGACGCACAGUUCAGCGACUUCCUCGACGGGAUGGGACCCGCCCAGUUCGUCGGGCGACAGACGCUGGCGACGACGUCCAUGGGUGACGUAGAGAUCGGUCUGAUGGAGAGGAAUGGCGGUCUGGAGGUGGAGGUCGUCCAGGCCAGAGGACUCACCAUAAAACCAGGCUCAAAGGGACCUCCAGCCGCCUACAUCAAAGUUUACCUCCUGGAGAACGGGAUCUGUGUGGCCAAGAAGAAGACCAAGUCAGUGAGGAAGUCUCUGGAUCCUCUCUACAACCAGGUCCUGGUCUUCUCUGAAAGCCCACAGGGGAAAGUGGUGCAGGUGAUCGUUUGGGGCAACUAUGGACGGAUGGACCGCAAAUGCUUCAUGGGCGUAGCUCGAAUCCUACUGGAGGAGCUAGACCUGAGCACAAUGGUGAUUGGCUGGUACAAACUCUUCCCUACCUCCUCCAUGGUGGACCCAAAGAUGGCGCCACUGAUCCGCCACUCCUCCCAGAUGUCCCUGGAAAGCACCAUUGGUCCCUGUUGUGAGCGAUCCUAAGACUUACGCAAAAACAGAAGGCUGUGUCGUUGUGACUAAUAUUCCAUUGCUGUCUCUACCAAAUCCUAGGACACAUCUUUAUAUACCCUGUAGCCCCAUGCCCAGGUGGCAAUUCCCCUGGAGCAGAUAGGUAUCUCAAGGGAACUUUGACAGGGCCAACCACAUUUGGGGCUCCACCACCCCGCUGAUUGGGAAAUGACUUUUUGGCACUCAUUGAACAUGUACUGUAUUCUUUUGAUAUUGUAUCCAACUGUUUCCUGAGACUCAUGGGAAGCACAUUUCUUUUCUUGUUGCAACUAACCGCCCCUCAGACUCACAGGAAAAUUUUGCUGUCUUCAGAUCUCUUUGAAGAAAAAACAAAAACCUAUUUAAUGAGGAUACUUCAAAGGAGGGCUCGGUUUCCGACAUUGAUCACGUCCUAUUGGGACCACAGUACACGGCGGGCUCAGCUUUGCUUCAGCUAAGCGCCUUCUUCACAGCCUACAUUCGAUUCUCAUUCCCAGGACUGCUUGUUGUCUUGCUGUGUCCUCAUUAAGGGGCUGCACAGCUUCUGAGUGCUAUCUGUCAGUCCACGAGUCCGCAGAGAAAGUGAGACUGCCCUCAGACUGUUUGAGACAACGGCCUCCCAUUUUGCAGGAGCAUGGAAACUGCAGAGGACGUUAAAAAGAAAAACAAUUUGUUUUAACCCAGUAAGACUUCUUGGUUUCUAACACACUGACUUGAACUGUUUUUUUUUUCUUUUUUUCAUUUUGUGUCACACAUUUGGCCCUUCAAUGUUCAGUUCAUUUGGUAUUAAGUGUGUACAAGUGUAGUAGGCAUAAAAGAAAUCCCCUUUUGUAUUCAGGAAUGAUCUAGAUUUCUACCUGAUCUUGCGCAUCCAGAGCGCUACUGGGUUUCUAACCUACCAGUUAGCUUGGAUUGCACUUAGAUUUCACUACAGUGACAGGUUUAAAUCGGUUCGUACGUGGAUUUAUGUGGUUUCAAACAAGAACUAUCAGGUUCUGAGUUCCUAAAGACCAUGUGCCAGUGUGACCCAAGAGCUAUUUUCAUUACGAUCCAUCACAACAUGAGCUAAUUUUACUGAUCUCUUGUGAAAGGUGCUUAUCAGAUAAAUCAGUGAGUGUUGUGUUUGAUGGGGAUGAAAACACGCCUUGUGGGUUUUUAGAAAACACGAUCUAAGAUCCCAUUUUUCCUGGUUGUUUUGUCAAUUUGCAAGUUGAUUGCAUCCAAAUGGAGAUUCAUUGAAGACACGUUUUAAAAUCUGGUUCUCUGAACAACUUCAAUUCCAUUUUAGCCAGAUGGGAUAGAGGUAUUCAUAUUUGGUGUGGGCUACAUUAUACUAGGCAGCGCAAUGUUAUGCUAUGUAGCCACUGAAGGUGCAUUGUAAUGUGUGGAAAAAAAGGCGUAUAGAGAUAUCAGGAAUCGAUUUUAUACAUGGCAUAUAUUGUAUUAAAUCACAAUUUGAAGUCAGAGUGACCAACCAUACUAACACUUCAAAAUGCAACGUAGUUAAUCAGGAUACAAUCCAGAGAAGAGCUGAGACAGCCCAGUGCAAAUGGGAUCUGUAAUGAAAAUGGGUGACCUCAUUUGGUUCAGUUCCGUUCUGUGUUUCACAUCCACUUGGACGUGCAGGUCACAUCAAGUGCGGCGGGAGAUAUUACACCUGUGUCGUAGUACUGACAUGUGAUGCUAAUACUAAAAAUACAAAUGUUUCCAAAAGCUCUGAGGAUGGAGGCCUGGCUGGAAAAAACAAAAACGUGCUGCAUAUCCCAGUUUAACCGUAGUUCAGAACGCUCUUUAGCUAAUUCUUCAGAUUUUUUAAAGCUUUGGCUAACAGUUGUCCAAUAACAAUCUGUACUGUGCCAAUUUCUACCAGCAAGUGUCUUCUCUUUCCUCUUCUUCUAUUACAUUGCGGCAUGUGCUAUUGUGAGGAACAGAAACAACCACUCACAACAUCUGACAGCAGUGUUCAGGCUGCGCAGAGAAGCGUCCCUUUUAUUCUAAAUUACAGGCCUAAUCCACAGGCCGCAGAGGCACCUGGUGAUUAGCCAUGCUACGACUCAGUGUGGAGAGAGGAAGAGAGGGAGGAAAGGGAUUGAGAGAGGAAGGAAGCAUGAAAUGUACUUUGCAUCAUCCAAACAAAGGAUCUGUCUGGACUGAUGUCAGGAUUCACAGAUUUCAGAAAAGGACACAAAAAUAGGAUGAACUUAAAGGGUACACAGUGUGCACACUGUAGAGAAAUUUAUAGUUUAUUAAAGAGCAAAAGUAUAUGUAUUUCAUUUGGGCACUUUGCAAUUCUUUAAUGUCUUUUUUAUGUGUAAAUAUUAUGGUUGUUAAUGUAUUUUGGAGUGAGCCAAAGUAAAUCUUUAAUGACUUAGUUGAUUAAUGUUAAAAUCUGAGGGAGGGAAGAGAUAUCCUAGCUAGUUACUCUAAGACUGUAGCAUUAGCUGGUAGCAUCCACAUGAUCGAUUUUAAUUAGCAGACAACUUAAUAAGAUUAAGCAUGAGCUAUAUGCUACAAAUACAGAGGAUAAAUGAAAUGUGAUAAACUGAGGUAUAUAUAUAUGUAGCAAUUUAAUUCAGAGUCAAAGUUUACUGGAUUUUAUUUUGGGCUUUUUCUUUUCACGCAAUACAGUAACUGAGAUCUGUAAUAAGAGACAAGAAAACAGCUUUGAUUUUUUUUUUUUUUAACUUUGAAGCAAAUUUCAGAACAAAAUGAACUUUGUCUUACACUAAUUAACAAAUAUUUUACAUAAACAAUACAAUUUGGAGUAACUUUCAAAAAACUUUGCAAAAUAGGCCUCUGUUUUGCAGUAGCAGCAUUGCAGGGAUAUUCAUACUGUAUUUAUUUAAAAACAGAUUAGCUACAUUAUUUUUUAAAGCAAUAAUAAAAAAAACAAAAACGUCCUGUCAUUGCAGUUUUUCAGUUGUUCAGUGGAAACUGUGGAAAAUGACAAACUUAGCCAGUGAUUUUCACUGUGGUCAGAUUUAUUAUUUCUAUUUUUUAUUAACAUAAAAAAGAUGGCCAAUGUUUCCCCAAUUCUUCCAACUGUGCAAAAGUACCAAAAUAUCCCAUAUACAAGCACUACUAGCUUGUUCUGGUGACCUCAUUUGGAGCCAGAGUCUGUGCAGUAGUGAUCGACUGGUGGAGGUGUGGUAUCGAGUUUCCGCCCAUAUAUCCGUUUGACCCAAUCAGGAGCAGCACUCGGCUGUCAAUCCUGAUGUUUCAUCUUCCAUUUACAGCAUCAAAUAACUAAUUAAACCAAACUUAUCAGAAAAAUAAACAAUUGAACAUACAUCAGAACUAGCUAAACUGACAGAAAUCAUCUUUUGGAAAAAAAUAUUUGAAUCUGAUUUGAAGUACUUUCAGGUUUUGCCCAUGUGGUAAAUUUUGUAUAUAUUAGGAUUUUUAAAGUAUAUUUGAUUCUGAAGUGUUUACUGCUCUGAUUGAUUGGAAACUGAAAAACCUGAAAAUCACUUGUUAAGAUCUGUCAUUUUAAUUCAGCACUCAUGUUAUCUUAUUCCAGGGAGAAUGUCAUGUAGUCUCCGAAGAAUCUGUUUACAAAAUAAAUAUAAUUGCCUAUGUACAAUUAAAAUGUCUGAACUGAAAAAUGCAGGAUCAUUUUUCAAAAAAUAAAAUUGCAUUGAAUAGCAUGGAUUUGAAUCUAAUCGUGACAAUGACUGCCUGGCAGUUAAAACAAAAGACUGUUUUUAAAAAUGAGGUGAGAUUAGAAAAAUUGCAUAAAUCAAAUAUAUAUUAUAUAUAUAAAUAUAUUUAAAAUCAGUUAUCUCAUCUUACUGUAACCCAAGGAAUGUGUUUUGUCAAUGUUCUUUUGUGCCAAAAUUUACACAAAUUUUGAGGGCUGAUCUCAUAAUUGAGGACCAAUGAAAGAGGAACGUUUACAGACUUAGCAUUUGAGUUUCCGUUUAGCAGAAUACAUUCUGUUCUAAAGAAAUUUCCUUUUGUCUAAGAAGGAGAACUCAACAAACACAAGUCAUAUUGCAUGAUGAAGAUCUAGAUUUAGUGACGAUGGAUCACACAGACGGUUUGAAAUACAAACUUGCAGUGGUCACCAUCAUAGAAGUUUCCCAUCUUUCUGCAUCUAAUCUGCAGCAGCUGCCUGUACAAUAUUAAGUGUUGUUGUUUAUUGUAGCAUAUAAAAGCUCAAAAACCAUAGCUAAUAGUUCCUCUCAAGGAGCAAUGCAAAAUGGCAGCGGAAGUACGGCUUGCGUGCAGUGAAUGAUGGGUUUUCUGUGAUCGUAUACAACCGACCAUUGCAAGGAAGUUUUAUUCUUUGAUUGUUGGGAAGAGAGACAAAAUAUAUGCCAAGAUUGCUAGCAGAAUUAAGAGUAAUUAAUGUUUGUUUAUUUAAAAAAUAUUGUGUAAUUUUGCUCAUCAGAAGCAUCUUGUUCAGCAGUCUGAAUUUGUUUUUUGUGACAUUUUGUAACUCCGAAGGCAAAUGAAUGAGUUAGCGAAAUACACAGAUGUUAUAGUUGACAUAUUCAGCAUCGAAAAUGUACGUCUUUGCAUUCAUUCAUAUUUUGAUUGUGUCAGCCACAUGGAUGUGAAUUAUGUACUACGAUCAAUUGUAAUGUAAGUAGAGGCCUUAAACACACCGAUAUACAUUUUGUCAGGGCUAAGAAAUGUCAUAUAAAGUAAACAAAAUGACGCAAAAAAGUUUUACAGUGUCACCAUUUCAACCCAUUACUUAAAGUAAUUUAAGUGUCAUCUAAGGAAAUGAUAAUAUUUGCAUAUGUUCUUAAUGAAUUUCUGAUAUACUGACUAUUUGUGUAUCUCUCCCCACUCCUUGGUGUGGGCUUAAUUGAAGAAACUGAAAAAGAAGAAAAAAACAUUUUUUGCAAAGUAGAUAUUCAAACAUUCUAACCUGUUUCUUAACAAGACUUAUUUUCUAAACUUAGAACUUAAACUAGGUUACACUCGUGUUUCUUUAUUGAUGUUUGAAUGCACAUAUUGAUACUUUGUGGUUUAAACUGAGUAGGCUAAAACAAGGAAAACAAAAGAACAUUUGCAAUUUAGCCAUCUGUAAGAAUCAUACUGGAGUCCUGUUGGGGUCCUUUUCCACCCUGAAUACUUUUUAGGUUGGCAGUCUGCAAAACCAGACAUUUUCCCCUUUCCCUCAUUAGUGCUACUCAGUUCCAUGGCAGGAGAAAACUAUCACCACAGCUGGUUUACAUAUGUGUUUAGUACAUAACUUUUGAAUAUGAAACAAAGGUUGUUACGUCCCCUAUAACUUUCCAACAGUUCCAGUUCCAGAUCAGUUCAGUUCAGUGAUGGAUGGACAGCCCUCUUGUUAGACACUGGCCAUAUAAUGUAACUACAUUGUCUGUUGUUGUUCUGAAUAAGAGCUGCAGCAUUUACGUGAGCUGAAGCAGGUGUACCCAUGGGUUCACAAAUUAUUUAUUGUUUGCUGUAAGUGCACAUUUUCAUACAAACAAAUCUAAAACAGCUGCAGCUGUAAGUGCUCAACUCAUUUCCCAAUUAUUCCAAUGAAAGUGAAUGAAAAAGGUCUAUCAUGGUUCCUUUGGGCGCCAUAUGUUUGGGCCAAUAAAGCACUGGCAU
Molecule: messenger RNA, 7825 nt
Organism: Scatophagus argus
Lineage: Eukaryota; Metazoa; Chordata; Actinopteri; Scatophagidae
Gene: rims4
Product: regulating synaptic membrane exocytosis 4
Exons: 7
Coding region: 1430-2245 (271 amino acids)
Biological process (GO): positive regulation of synaptic transmission; regulation of synaptic plasticity; calcium ion-regulated exocytosis of neurotransmitter
Cellular component (GO): cytoskeleton of presynaptic active zone; presynaptic membrane
Molecular function (GO): transmembrane transporter binding; small GTPase binding
Source: RefSeq, a predicted model, not a curated record